Dermacentor albipictus is the source of this 709-nucleotide messenger RNA. RefSeq lists its product as uncharacterized. The record is from RefSeq and is a predicted model, not a curated record. NCBI's taxonomy places the organism in Eukaryota, Metazoa, Arthropoda, Arachnida, Ixodida, Ixodidae.
UGACGUAACGUACGCAGGCGCGCGCAGUUUGUUCGCAUAUGAUUGUUCGUGGGGCGAUGCCUGUCGUUCGCAUGUAGUUUGUGUGCGCUGUCGACGUUGUCGUGUUUGUCAACGCAGUCUUUCGUACCGGCACGCAAGCCCUCCGAUCAUGGCGAGUUCGUUCUUCAAUGACGAAUCCGACGUUACAACAGCAGAAACGUUCCUCGUGUCCGGCCGUGAAACGACGUCCGUUUCUCACGUCGCUAGGCUCGCCGCCGAGGCUUCACAGGUGAAGGAGCAAGUGGUAGAACUUGAAGCUCGGAAGGCAUUCGAUUACCUGAGGCCCAGCCGAGUAGAAAAGCUCCGGGGCACGAUGGAUGCUACCUUGCUCAAACUGACCACCUCAGAAGAGAAGGCCCAGAGUCAGCUGGGCCAUAAUGUAGUAGCCAGUAGGCAGUGGGCCAAAGAAUGGAAGUCCCUGGCAUUGCUUGUGCACAACAUCAUCAACUGCAAGCCUUGCCAGGGGGACAUCAGGGGGGACGUGACCUGGAAAAGGUUUGACUUGGAGAAGUUACAAGUGACGGACAAGCGUUUGAGCCGUGCAGCAGACACCAUCGACGCAGGCAUCAAGGAGUUGCAACUGCGCAUUGGACGUCUGUGAGAAGUUCGACUGAGUGUGUAUAGCCUUCAGAUGUUCUGUAUAUUUAAUAAAUUUAUUAGUUUCUUGUGA